Messenger RNA from Sipha flava (yellow sugarcane aphid), 1421 nucleotides. RefSeq names its product ADP-ribosylation factor-like protein 4A (gene Arl4). Gene Ontology annotation, cellular component: cytoplasm. Gene Ontology annotation, biological process: intracellular protein transport; vesicle-mediated transport. Gene Ontology annotation, molecular function: GTPase activity; GTP binding. The record is from RefSeq and is a predicted model, not a curated record. Lineage: Eukaryota; Metazoa; Arthropoda; Insecta; Hemiptera; Aphididae. Bases 676 to 1281 code for a protein of 201 amino acids. The transcript has 3 exons.
GAAUUAUGGAAAUCAGCUGGUAAACAAAUAACAGGUAAGAAAAAUAAAAAUUAAAAAAAAAAAACAACAUAUUUCUGAGAUGCCUUCAGGACGUGAAUGUUGAUGACGAUGAUGUGAGGCGUGUGCGUGUGAAUGCGUUUGUGCGUGUUGUCGUUCGCCGUAGGUUCGAAUGGUGUAGGUCGACGAAGAGUAAUAAAGAGUAAGACAACAAUAGUGUGCGAUUCCAACAGCAACGACAACAAUAAUAAUAAUACUUAUCGGCGCUGAAUUUUCUGUCUCGGUCGAGAAAAGGUAGGUUUUUUUGGGAAACGAUUUCGUGGAGGCGCCGUUGCCUAACUCUAUCCUUACAUAUUCGCGUGGGCUUUACGAUCAUCGCGCGGGCAAACAGUCUUGGUUUUUGCGUGAGUAGUGGUCGCAUACUUCUGUUGAUGGGACCCUCAUUCUGAACGACUACCCUGAAUUCAGUUCAGUACUGCCACAAACCGUUCGUUUUCCCGCGCGUUAGUAUACGACGAAAACGGCAGUCAUUCAGGGGCCUGAUCAUUGGCUACAGCGUUCAGCUAUUCCUUCCGAAUGCAGUUGACAUCCAACGUCACGGCGGCCGUCGCCAAAUAUGCGGCCCCAUAACAGGACACCACAUUUAAUCCAGGGUGUUAUGCAUUUGAGUACCAUACAAUGGGGGCCAACAUGGGUAAGAGUUCAGCUUCUUUACUGGAGGCAUUCCCUACACCGCAAAGUCAUUUGCAUGUGGUCAUGUUGGGCCUAGAUAGUGCUGGUAAGACUACAGCUCUCUAUAGACUUAAAUUCAACCAGUAUCUAAACACAGUUCCUACAAUUGGGUUUAACUGUGAAAAAGUUAAGGGAACUGUUGGAAGAGCCAGAGGACAAACAUUUCUUGUAUGGGAUGUUGGUGGCCAAGAAAAACUUAGACCUUUGUGGAAAAGUUAUACAAGGUGUACUGAUGGUAUACUAUUUGUAGUAGACAGUGUAGAUGUAGAGCGGAUGGAAGAAGCCAAAAUGGAACUAGCUCGCACUGCUAGAGCUCCAGAAAAUACAGGUGUACCAAUUUUAGUCUUAGCAAAUAAACAAGAUUUGCCUGCAGCACGAGAUUCAUCUGAAUUAGAAAGACUGUUAGGUCUAAAUGAACUAAAUCAUUUAUGGCAUAUUCAAGCUGCUUGUGCUAUAACUGGAGAUGGCCUUCAGGAAGGUUUAGAUGCAUUAUAUGAUAUGAUAUUGAAACGUAGAAAAUUAGCUAAACAAGUGAAGAAGAAAACUCGAUAAAUAAGUAAAUUAGUUUUUUAUUUUGAUCAUCAAUUGUACACAGAAGUAUAGUUUUAUUCUUGGAACAAUUAUCCUUUUUGCACCAAAAUUUCUAUGACACAUAAAUGUUUUAUAAUGAAAAUUGAUACUAUAUUUAAUUG